GAAAAAAUUAACUCAUGGCCUGUAGAAAACAUGUUUUCAAACCUCUGGAAACUGGGAUUACGAAACCUGCAGUAUAAAAACUAGCGUUGUGAAGUAGUACUAAUUUCACAACGCAAAUGUAUGUACGUAUGUAUGCAAAUGUACACAAAUUCUAUGUACACAAACAAGUUGGAUUAGGCAGACAGACAUCCACAGCUCCUAUGCAAUGGGCAGAACAUACAUACCACAUCAGGGGGCCUGUACGUGUCCAGCCUAACAGGCAGCGAGCGGCAAAAGAUGUCAGGAAAUGCGACCAUCAGUGAACAUAGAAAGGCAGGUGACAGAGCCUCCUUAUAUACAGCAACAGUACGUUGAAGUAAACCUGUUAUCAUAUUGUAGAGUCUUUUUAAAGAUAUAUUUAUGUUAUCUGCAUAUUGAACAGUCAUUAAGAUAUUUAGAAGGUUACUCCAUCAAACAAGGAAACAUGUCAAAGUUGAUCUUCAUGGUGUUUCCUGUUAUCGGUGUCGACCUCAUAGUGAAGUCUAACAAGCAAAGAAAAACAAACAGUUUGUUGUCAAACAAUUUUUCAAGUAACUCACAAUUUAUGUAGAAAAAGAUCAAGUUAAAAUAGGCUGUGUUUUUUUUCUUGAGUGUUGAUUUGUUUUGACCACUUGCAGCACAUUUGCUUUCUGUAACCUGAAAGCAGUUUGAACGCGUAACCACAUCUGUUUUGACAACUGCCGACAAAUGUUUUCAGCAAAUUUUUCCGUAGCAAAACUGUGCUGCUGUGAAACUGUGGUCAGCUCAGAGCUAAGCUAUAGCAACUUUAUGUAGCAUUUAUGUAACAAAAUCACCAGAAAAUGUGACAUUUGUUUGACAUAGACAUAUGAGAAUCAUUGUGGCUAACACUGGAAAUGUAGCCAGCUAAAUAUUUAAGUUCAAGUGCUUAAAUCCAAAAGUAACCAAAUUUAAUAAAAUACAUUAACAUUUUUAACAUGACAGAUUUUAAGCUGUGAAACAUUGCUUUGAAAUUGGACUUGAAAAGUUUAUGUGUUUACUUUUACACUGCUAGUCUGUGUCAGGGAUAAACAGCUGUGAAAAGGGGCUGCUCGUGUGGUUCUGUCACAGGUAUAAACUACUUCCCUGGUGUUGCAUGUGUUGAGAAGGCUCAAGAGUCUGCAAUGAUUUUCUUUGUGAUACUUGCACUGCUGUCCUGCACCGAGACAAGAGGGCCUGAACAUGUGUUCGUGGAGCAUGGAAAAGACUUACUUCUGGAUAUUAAGGGCUCUGUUGCACUCACCGAAGGGGCAGAUUUUUUCUGGAGAUUUAAUGUCAUUCACAUAGUAGCUAAAAGUAAUUAUCUUCAUUCAGUAGUGUUUGGCACAUAUAAAGGCAGGGCUAAGAUUUUUGCACAAAAUAAUUCUUUGCUGUUGAAGAAUGUGCAACACAGUGACAGUGGAGAUUAUAUUGCAAUAGUAAGUGGGGAACAAAACCAAAGGGUAGCUGAAUACAAGGUCAUAGUCCAAGAUCCAGUUUCUCCAGUUAACCUGACAGUGGACUCUGUGGACAGCAGUUCAGAUUCCUGUAACCUCACUGUGACCUGCAGCACAGUGGAUUCUCACAUCAGCAGCAGGUUUAGAUGUGACACCCAAAACUGCUCUCAAGCAGAAAAUGGUAGUUUGAAAGCCAAGCCCCGUUCUUCCACUCUCAUUAUUUAUUUGCAGCAAGACUUCAUCAUCUGUAAUCACAGCAACCAAGUGAGCUGGAAACACAAGACAGAAAAGAUAACAUCUUACUGCAAGACACUUUCAGUUUCCAGAAUCACUUUGAAGCUGAUGAAAAUCCGUUUUUUCCAUUUCCUCGCCAACUCAACUACAACAUCAGGUGUUUAA
Oreochromis niloticus (Nile tilapia) is the source of this 1871-nucleotide messenger RNA. RefSeq lists its product as uncharacterized. Gene Ontology annotation, cellular component: membrane. The coding region runs from base 1161 to 1871 and encodes 236 amino acids. The record is from RefSeq and is a predicted model, not a curated record. NCBI's taxonomy places the organism in Eukaryota, Metazoa, Chordata, Actinopteri, Cichliformes, Cichlidae. The transcript is spliced from 4 exons.